ACUACCUAAGCAUAAAUAACUCUCAAUUUCCACUUCCUCAUUCCCUCUCAAUUCUUGUAUCAUCAUCACAUUAUUAUCUCUGCCAGGCUUUCUCCGUCUCACUACCUUAGUCUCCGUCUCCGGAUCCGGGUGUCCAAGACUAAACCCCGCCUGCUGCCCGCCGCCCGCCGCCCGCCCGGACCUCCGCAUCUCCGCUCCGGAGCUUCUUCAAUCAUUCACCUUGGCCAAAUCAUUGGUCACAGCCUGGAUUGCGUUCACUUCAAAAGCCCUAAACAAAAUGGCUACACCUGCCAACACCGCUGCUGAGGCCCUCGCUUCCGAGCAGACAUACUUUGCUCAGAACCCUCCUCCGCGCAAUUUAUCAGCCCACACAGCUCUCGCCGCUGGCUUCAUCUCCUCUCACGCCGUUGCGGGCCGUCGCGUUGUCCUCGUCACAUCGGGCGGCACUACCGUCCCUCUUGAGAAGCAGACUGUUCGGUACAUCGACAACUUCAGUGCUGGAACUCGUGGUGCUACGAGCGCCGAGUACUUUCUCGAAGCUGGAUAUGCCGUCAUCUUCCUCCAUCGUCAGUUCAGUCUGCUGCCGUACUCGCGACAUUAUUCGCAUGCUACCGAUUGCUUCUUGGACUUUUUGACUGAGGAUGGAAGUGGAAGAAUUGGUGUGAGGAGUGAGGUGCAGGAUAAGAUGCAGGAGGUGCUGAGAAAGUAUCGCAAGGCGAGAGAUGACAAUAUGCUUCUCACACUACCCUUCGUCACUAUUGUCGACUAUCUCCAUGAGCUGCGAGAAAUUGCCCGACUCAUGCGUCCUCUCGGCCCAUCUGGUCUUCUCUACCUCGCCGCAGCCGUUUCGGACUUUUUCGUUCCUCCUGAUCGUAUGGCCGAGCACAAGAUCCAGUCAACCAACGCCGUUGAGCAGAAGCGACCAGACGAUGAAGAGACUUUUGAUAACUUUGACUCAUCGCCCUCUGUCCCACGCUCAAAGCGCCUCGUCAUCGACCUCGAUCCCGUCCCCAAGUUUCUCAAGAAUCUCGUGGAUGGAUGGGCGCCAGAGGGUAUGAUUGUGUCCUUCAAGCUUGAGACGGACCCAGCGCUUCUGGUGCGCAAGGCUCGCUACAGUCUUGAUCGAUAUCAGCAUCAUCUCGUUAUUGGAAAUCUUCUGUCUACGCGCAAGUGGGAAGUUGUGUUUGUGAGUCCUAAGAGGGAAGAUAACUGGGUGCGUGUGCCCAGGGAGGGCGGUUGGGGAGAAGCUGAGGGCAGGCCGCUUGUGGCAGAGGAGUUGCCAGGUCAGGAACCAGAUGUCGAAAUUGAAUCGCUCAUUAUUCCUGCGGUGCAAGAGCUUCACGGUGAGCAUAUCAAGGCGCAGAAACAGAAGUAGGCCAUGCUCUCGGUUCAAGAAAAUUGCGGAAUACCUAGAUAGUAGGCUCUGUACAACGAGGUGAACACAAGC
This is a messenger RNA of Fusarium oxysporum Fo47, 1447 nucleotides long. RefSeq names its product phosphopantothenate--cysteine ligase CAB2. Gene Ontology annotation, cellular component: cytoplasm; nucleus. Gene Ontology annotation, molecular function: phosphopantothenate--cysteine ligase activity. Gene Ontology annotation, biological process: coenzyme A biosynthetic process. Bases 278 to 1375 code for a protein of 365 amino acids. The record is from RefSeq and is a predicted model, not a curated record. The transcript has a single exon. NCBI's taxonomy places the organism in Eukaryota, Fungi, Ascomycota, Sordariomycetes, Hypocreales, Nectriaceae.